AUGACCGCUCUUACCGCGCGCGAUGAUAUCCCGUCUCGGCGCACGGUCAGGAAGAUGCUUGUUUACGAUGUAGACGCCGAUGUUGCAUCAAGCGACCAUCUGCAUGCAUAUCCCGAUGCGUAUUCACUGAUCGCUCUUAGGCCACAAGGCUGGCUCUCUGCCUGGGAGUCGUAUGAAUAUGGAGUUGUUGACAGACGACGAAGCUUGUGGCUCGCUCCCAUCAAUCGGUCGAGGCCGUCAAGGGACAAGCAGUAUUGUGCGACAAUAGCAUGCACCCACGAAAAAGAACACAAAGUCAUCGAAUAG
Lithohypha guttulata is the source of this 306-nucleotide messenger RNA. RefSeq lists its product as uncharacterized. NCBI's taxonomy places the organism in Eukaryota, Fungi, Ascomycota, Eurotiomycetes, Chaetothyriales, Trichomeriaceae. The transcript has 2 exons. The record is from RefSeq and is a predicted model, not a curated record. The coding region runs from base 1 to 306 and encodes 101 amino acids.